This is a messenger RNA of Penicillium manginii, 1164 nucleotides long. Its product is annotated as fungal specific transcription factor domain-containing protein. Gene Ontology annotation, molecular function: DNA binding; zinc ion binding. NCBI's taxonomy places the organism in Eukaryota, Fungi, Ascomycota, Eurotiomycetes, Eurotiales, Aspergillaceae. The record is from RefSeq and is a predicted model, not a curated record. Gene Ontology annotation, biological process: DNA-templated transcription. The transcript has 2 exons. Bases 1 to 1164 code for a protein of 387 amino acids.
AUGGACUGUCAGUCCUAUGCAUCCGCGGCACAGAGCUUUCAAAUCCCGGUGAUUGAGGAGAUGACGGUCGACGGGUUGCAGACAUUGAUCAUACUCGUACAAAUCCAAUACUUUCUGGGUGAUCUCCAGUCCGCAGCGGCGACGUUAUCCAUCGCUACUCGUCUUGUGUACACACUAGGGGCCCAUACCAUACCCACUUCUAAUAAAUCUGCCCCGUACAAUAAAGCUGAUAUGAAAUGUCAUCUGCGCGAUCUCUUCUGGCUCUGUUACUCGUUUGACAAAGACAUAUGUCUGAGAACGGGCCUGCCGUCCUGUAUCAAUGAUUCGCAUUGUGACCUUACCAUGCCUGCCGAUUACGUGCGGCUACACGACCUCAAUCUCCAACAGGGCUUGCCACAGGUCGACGAACAUCUAGUUCCCCUGUUCCCAUGGGAUCUCCGUCUCUCGAUGCUCAAAUCAAAGGUGUACGAGGACCUUUAUACUGCUCAUGCUCUCCAGCAGUCUAUCUCCGAAUUGCUGUCGAGCAUCCGCAGCCUCGACGAGGCACUCGAACAGUGGAGGUUAUCGCUCCCCGUUGAGUUCCGACCGACUCUAUACUUUUUCCAGGAAACACCAGUGAGUGCCAAGGUGAAUACCAUGGCGGUGAUCCUGCGGCUUGGUUACUACCAUUGCGUGACCGUCAUCCAUCAAGCAAGCAGCAGAUGUCAGAUUCCGGUCGCUGAUCUCGCUGGGCCGAGACUGGAUGUCAUCGCUUCCAGCACAAAACUUUCUAUCACCGCCAGUCGGUCGACGCUCUUAUAUCUCCACAAGGUAUUACCUAUGGUGAACCCGGAGUGCUUUUGGUAUGGGUUUAGCAAUUUCCGCUCAUUUUGUCAUCCACUGACGGUUGUGUCUUGCACCAGGGUCGUCCUCUUUUAUGCCAUCACCGCAGUCUUGACGCUUUUCUGCAACAUUAUCUCAAACCCUGGCGACCUCGACACCACGCAAAAUAUGGAUUUACUGCAGAAUGUCCCCGGUUUGAUCCGCAAUAUCCCUAUCCGAAAAUUGACUGUCGGCGAAGUCGUUCACCUGCAGUACCUUGACGGCUUUACCGCGGAACUCACUGGCAUUUGUGUGAGUGCCAUAUCCAAGUUACAGCACAAGCAGCGCGGCAUCGGUCCGUGA